Molecule: messenger RNA, 2937 nt
Organism: Morone saxatilis (striped sea-bass)
Lineage: Eukaryota; Metazoa; Chordata; Actinopteri; Moronidae
Product: probable palmitoyltransferase ZDHHC14
Biological process (GO): protein targeting to membrane; peptidyl-L-cysteine S-palmitoylation
Cellular component (GO): Golgi apparatus; endoplasmic reticulum
Molecular function (GO): protein-cysteine S-palmitoyltransferase activity
Source: RefSeq, a predicted model, not a curated record
UCCUCCCUUUGCACCUCCUCAGUAGUGACUUCAGCCCCGGUUGGAGGGGGAGGAGCAGGCUGGGAGGCUCUGCUCUCAUGUUGAUGUUUGUUGUUUGCGAGGGAGGCAGCACUGUGUGGAGAGGGACACAGUGUGAACGGAGGGUUGCCAGUACCUGCCUGCACGCUUUUCUUGGGCUCCCCCCCCAAUGCUGCAACUUUUUUUUUUUUUUUAACCGAAAACGCGGCUGAACCGGUGGAGAUCUCCGAUGAUUACUGGCCGAUUGUCGCUGUGAAACACUUGGGCAUAUGGCAGUGAAGGUCCUGCUCGGUUCGCGUUGUGCGCAAAGACUCGUAGUGUCUGUCUGAAAGCGACGGCCAGUCAGGAUGCUGGAGCUCGUCUGAGAGCACCCCGUCUUUUCUCUGGAUUCCCCAUUUAUUUUUUUUUAAUAAAAAAAAAAAAAAACGAAGUUCUGCCUUGUGCCAAUUUCCAACUCUUUUUUUUUUUUUUUUCCUCACCCGUAAACUUCUAAAAAUGGUGUUCUUCGCUUUGUCGUCGGCUCGUAACAAACCUGGAUAACGAAAGGAGUAGCUAACGUGACAACACCCCAACACGACGACCAGCGUCACUUUGCUUCGAGGCACAUCUGCCCCGGGAUUUAUUCAGCUGUGGGGCUUUUAAUCAGCCGUCGAUGCAUCUCGGGGUAUCUGAGUCCAUGAGAGAGUGCGAGUACAGCCAGAUAAGCACUCGCAGCUCCACACCAAUGGAGACUCCUUACAAGAAAAGGACCCCAAAGAAGAGGAAGUGGGAGUCCUUCCCAGGUCGGAAUAAAUUUUACUGCGAUGGGAGGAUUAUGAUGGCCAAGCAGACAGGGGUUUUCUACCUCACCCUUGUCCUCAUUCUAGUGACUUGUGGACUUUUCUUCACCUUUGAUUGUCCGUUCCUGGCACUGCAGUUGACCCCAGUUAUCCCAGUCAUAGGAGGUGUGCUGUUUAUGUUUGUACUGGGGACACUCCUGAGAACCAGUUUCAGCGACCCAGGGGUGCUGCCCAGGGCUACUCCUGAUGAAGCAGCUGACCUGGAGAGGCAAAUAGAUGUGGCUAAUGGCAGUACUGGCUACAAGCCUCCUCCCAGGACCAAGGAGGUGGUCAUCAACGGACAGACAGUCAAGCUGAAAUAUUGCUUCACCUGCAAGAUCUUCAGACCGCCACGUGCCUCCCACUGCAGCCUCUGUGACAACUGUGUGGAGCGUUUUGACCAUCACUGUCCCUGGGUGGGGAACUGUGUGGGAAGGAGGAACUACCGUUUCUUCUACAUGUUCAUCCUCUCGCUCUCCUUCCUCACCAUCUUCAAUCUUGCCUCCGUCAUCCACACACACAUUUUACGCUCCCAUCAAAACGGGUUCCUCAACGCACUUAAAGAUAGUCCUGCCAGUGUGCUGGAGGUGGUGGUGUGUUUCUUCUCUGUCUGGUCCAUAGUGGGCCUCUCAGGCUUUCAUACCUACCUAAUCAGCUCCAACCAGACCACCAAUGAAGAUAUAAAAGGGUCUUGGUCUUCUAAAAGAGGGAAGGACAACUAUAAUCCCUACAGCCAUGGCAAUAUAUUCACCAACUGCUGUGCAGCCCUGUGUGGACCCCUGCCACCAAGUCUCAUUGACAGACGGGGCUUUAUCCAAUCAGACACACCACAGCUGGCACCACCAACCAAUGGCAUCACUAUGUAUGGCGCCACCCAGUCUCAGCAGAGCCACAUGUGUGACCAAGACCAGUGCAUUCAGAGCACAAAAUUCGUUUUGCAGGCCGCCGCCACCCCUCUCCUCCAGCAGCAGAGCAGCGAGCCAGUGAUCCUGACGACCUCCCCCGAAAACGGAGGCACUCUAACUGGCCGCACCUCCCUCACCCUGGGCGGCCCGUGCACCUCGCUCCCCCUCGGCCAGCCCACCCCUCCGACGUCCACCCCCAGCCUCAGCUGCCACGAGGUCACCGACAUGCUGCCAAUCCACGGACACAGCCUCGCACACAACCACAGCCACAGCCACGCCCUCCAGGAGCCAGUGGCCCACCACCACUUCCUUACCCCAGAGGAAGUGCCUUCACCGCCAGGUAUGCUUCCCUGCGGCAGCCCCUUGGGACACAGCCACACCAUGCAGGCCGGCUUCUACAACCCAGCCAGCCAGGACUCACUACACGAGGACUCUGUCAGAGGACUGGUAAAGCUCAGCUCUGUCUGACGAUGGGAUAUAUGCCCCCUCGUCCCGCCUCCUCCCUCCUGAAAACAUGCAUCAAACCCAUGAAACUCUCCUGUGCCACUUUUGUACCAGCCCGCUCUCACCUUGAGUUUUCCUUUCUCUCCUCAUCAGGACCCGAGAACAGAAAAGGGCUGUGGUUUAAAUUCAGCUGCUAGAAACUGAAUAAUGGAAUUUAACUGAACCGAAGUGAAACCAGUUGUCCUUCUGGCCAAUGUUUUGCCAAACCUCUCUGCUGGAACUGGUGUGUUGGCCUGUAUGACAAACAUAAUGUUCUCACUGUUUAUUUUUUAUUUUUUUUACUUCAAGGGAAGCAUUAUCCACUAACCCCUGGAAAUUGGACAGGGGGAUUUCUUUUUCAAAAGUGGCGUAUGUCUGUGAGCCAUGUCAAGCAAAAAAAGAAUACAUGUUUUGACCGUACAUGACAUUUUGGGUCAAAUGACAAAUUUCUGUCAGUGGAUUACAUGUAUGACAGGUUUUUUUGUAAAACAAACAUUAGCCUAUUUGCCUGUUGCUGAUUGGACAGCGUCUUUUGCCUUUUUUUCUUGGGACAUUCUCAGCAGUGCAAUGGGUGAUGUCAUCAUGUUGCAUAUCAUCUUGCUUUUUCUAUGUUAAAAAAAUAAGAGACUGUUGUACUGUACCAUGGUUAUUACAAAUCUUACAAAUUAUUAUAUUUCCUGUGGAUAUUAAUAAAACACCCACUUUUUAUCAGA